ACUGCCUAUUCUGUGCCGGCGGUCUCUGUGAGUCUGUGACCCUUUGCCGCUGCUGGAAAGGUCCAGCUGGGUCUGAGGAAUCCUGGACCGGGGUCAUGGCUCUAAAGCUUAUCCAGAGGUUUCCGCGGCUCGGGCAGUUCGGGAUUCAACGUCAUCCUCCUGUUGCAUCUGCCAGCCCUCUGAGAACCAGCAGUGCAGGUCAGCCCGUAUGUGUAGCCUGUCUGUGCACCUCAGCCGGCCGGUGCAUCAGAAGACAGGGCUGUAGGACGCUCCAGCCGGACUGUGGGAUAAGGAGCCUGACCACGAUCGCCAGGGAGCCGGCCUUUGUCGCCAGCAGCUCUGUGGGACUCCACAGAGAUUCAGUUCCCCGGUUCUCGCUGACCCAGCUGCAUCGACCCACAGCUGCAGAGGAGCAGGAUUUCCAGCAGCGUCUAGGCAGCUGCUCCUCAUACCGGCAGGUCUUCAAACUGCUGCGCUCAGUGGAGAUUCUAUCUGACACCAUGGCUGCAGCAGCACUUCACCGUGUGGCCGACCUGGAGCAGGAGGGAACCUCUCUGAAGGACCCCACAGUGCUGGAGAAGGACACCAUCAGGGCCCUGUGCUUCCAGCUGGAGCAGGACUCGGGCCGGCUGACGGAUGCUGGGCUGGUAUCAGCUCUCCUGGCCUGCACACGCCUCUUUUUGGAUCCCUGGAGCACUCUGAUGGUGCGGCUGGUGUCUGAGAGCCAGGACAGACUAGACAGGGGGGAGAUGACUGUGGGGCAGCUGUGUACCUUAGGACAGGCGAUGAUAGCCAUUGAGGGUCCUGGCUGUGUGAUGCUGGAGCAGGUGAUGGCGAACAUCCAGAAGCAGGCGCCUGCCCAGUGGAGCCUAUCAGAUCUCGUUGCUGUAUAUAGGCUUCUGCAAGGUUGCAUUGGUGAAGAUGGAAAAUACAGAGACUUGCUGAAUGCCAUGCACACCCACGCUGUGAAAGUGACCUCUCGUAUGGAUCCUGCUGCUGUCAGCGUGCUGCUCAGUACUCUUGUGAUCCUGAACCAGACCCAGGCCAUGCCUUUAGUGAUCAGUCUGUGUAAGCAGGCUGUGCAGCAUGUACCUCACUUCACUGAUGAGGAGCUCGCCCUUGUGGUUGGGGCUCUGAUCCACUUUGGCCACAGUGAUCAUUACUUUGUGCAGGCUAUGGAGAAGUACGUCCCUACAAUGGCAUUCACCUCCCAUCCAGAGACGGUUACCAAGGUGAUGCAGUUCUUUGGCCGGAGGAACAUCCUGUCACCAACUGUGUUUAACGCUGUUGCUGAAAGCUUUGUGUACCGAGCGGACGACUACAACACCAGCCAGGUUGCCAGGCAGAUCAUGGCUUUCGGGAAGCUGGGAUACCUCCCGCCUAACGCAGGCAACAUGUUCAGGAAAGUUGAAAUCAUCCUGCACACACGCUUUUCACACUUCCAGCCUCGAACGCUGCUCAACCUGCUCCACGCCUGCAUCCUGGUGGAGAGGUUCCCUGUCAAUUUUGUCUCCAAAGUCUUCAGCAGAUACUUCCUCCAGCAGCUGCAAGAGCAAGGCACAGGAAUGGAUCGGCUCAUCCUGUCACAGCUGACCCAGCUCUACAUGACUGUGAAGUUGGAGUGUCCUUUCUAUGAGGGCCCCAAGCUGCAUUCAAAGUACCGCGUCAAGUCUUUCCUCAUGUCCGGACGCUCCCUGGAGACGCCGGUGGACACACAUCUGUACCACUCUGUGAAAAAUGGACUGAUUGGUUUGCUCGGGGCUCGUUCCUACUUUGGAUCCAAAGUUCUGACGCCAUACUGCUACACACUCGAUGUGGAGCUAAAACUUGAUGAAGAGGGAUAUGUGCUGCCUGCCAGUCACAAUGGUGAUGUGUACAAAAGGAUUGCUCUUUGUAUUGAUGGACAAAAGAGGUUCACUACAAACAAGAGACAGCUGCUUGGAAAAGAGGCCAUCAAGCAGCGACACCUGAGGCUUCUGGGAUAUGAAGUGGUUCAGAUUCCUUACUAUGAAUUUGAAAAACUGAAAAACAUGACCAGCGUGGUGGAGUACCUGCACCAAAAAAUCUUCCCUCACACUUACAGGCUGAACUGGUGAUGAUAAAAACAAUGUGAUAUCAGGGGUCUUUUUUCUCACUUAAAGAAAUCAUUAUUUAUUUUUGCUAAUUACUCGUUAUCAAACGAAUGUGUUUUAAGUUAUUGAUUAUGCACCUCCAC
This is a messenger RNA of Seriola dumerili (greater amberjack), 2215 nucleotides long. RefSeq names its product FAST kinase domain-containing protein 3, mitochondrial-like (gene fastkd3). Lineage: Eukaryota; Metazoa; Chordata; Actinopteri; Carangiformes; Carangidae. The record is from RefSeq and is a predicted model, not a curated record. The coding region runs from base 96 to 2096 and encodes 666 amino acids. Gene Ontology annotation, cellular component: mitochondrial matrix; ribonucleoprotein granule. The transcript has 7 exons. Gene Ontology annotation, biological process: mitochondrial RNA processing; regulation of mitochondrial mRNA stability. Gene Ontology annotation, molecular function: RNA binding.